UUCAAAGUUUUACGGCGUCUGAUCGAUGACCGAGUUGCCAUUGCACCCAUUGAAAGAAUUUGAUAUUGAAACUGUGCUCGACUGUUUCAUGGGAAGUACUUUUGUGACUCAACCAUCGGGGUCUUAUCACAAUGUUCUCCUGUAACUGAGCCAGGUGACCUGUGUGAUUAUAUAUUCUCCAUUUUUCGCUCUUUUAACCCACUGGAAGAUUCCAUUAUUCCAAACAUCAGAUCUGAAGACGUUGAUUCCCUCGUGUAUGGCGGCGCCGUCAAUUACUGGUGAGGAGUACUGACAAUGAUAAACAUUUACAUGACAGCCUCCCAAUGUUGAAUAAUGGGAGUGAACACAUCAACUUCCCAAGAGAAAGAGAAGGAAAAAGAGAAAGAGAAGCAGUUGGCACGGUUACAGUCAUCAUCAUCUCUGACUCAGUACUCUGAUGCAUUAGCAUAUCCUGAAUAUUUCUUGGAGCCUCGAGGAAGCAGUAGUAGCAGUGGCGGUGCUGGUAUCAGUAUGUCUUCCUCGGGUAAAGACAAAAAAAAGAAAAGUGCCGGCUUUGCCACUCUGCGCAAGAAAUUCAUCCGUCGGCGAAAGUCAAGCAAAUAUGACCAUGCAAGAAUUAUCCGAGAUUUGGUGUCUGGGUGGAGCAUGCGAGAUUUAAAUGCAUUAGUCGAAGAAUACGAAGCUACAAAUGUGCUGAAAGAACUGACUAUUCAUGCUAAUUUAGCAAGACCUCAUGCCAGCUGUCUUAAAGAGGAUUUAUCGGAUUUAUAUGACUAUAAAUACUGUACUGACAUUGAUCUCAUCUUCCUUGGUACAUGCUUCCCAGUGCACAGAGGUAUACUAUCGUUGCGGUGUCCAUACUUCCGUGAUCUCCUCAGACGGCAUCCUCAAUAUGGGGCGCAAGUUCAUGUGGAUAUUCGGACAAAAGGAAUGGAUAUUUCAACAUUCUCUGCUCUCCUGCGAUAUCUCUAUACAGGUGAUUUCAACACGCAGGUGUCACGUUUAGAAAAUCUGGACGUCCUCGUCAAGCUUGGUGAUCAGUUUGGCACCCCUAAUUUACUAGAACACGACUUUAGGCAUUUGUUAGAGACUGGUGAAUUCUGCGAUGCAGUGUUAGUGUUCUCAUCAGAACCGGCUGCUGAAGUUCAAGGUCAAGAAGCAGCAAGCAUUGGGGCAAUCUAUGAAGAACUAUUCUGCCACAAGUCCAUCCUAGCAGCUCGAUCACCGUUCUUUCGGAAUCUACUCCACAGAAGAUGUAGAUCAGGGGAAGAGUUAACUGAGAGGACUUUACAACAACCGACUCGUAUUGUUUUAGACGAGUCAAUUAUCCCUAAAAGAUAUGCCCGAGUGUUACUUCAUGCAAUCUACUUAGACGUUGUAGAUUUAUCAUUUGUCAUUCAAGACAGCCCUAGUAUGGGGAGUCUUGGUGAAGUGCAAGCCAUGGUAUCAGGGAGAGGUCAGUUAACGAGAACCGAAGAAGCAAUGGAGGUUUAUCAGAUUGCCCGAUUCUUGGAUCUAACUAUCAUGGCUCAAGCAUGUGAGGAUAUCAUAGCAGAAAGCUUGUGUCAAGACAACUUGAUAACCAUACUGAAUUGGAGCUCACAAGCACAUGGCUCACAGUGGGUUAAUAGACAGGCUAUGCACUUUCUACGUGAGGAGUUUUUGGCAAUAGCGACAUCGCCGGUUUUAUGUGAGCUCAAUAAAGGCUAUCUGAUUGAAGGAUUGAAAUCAGAUUAUUUACAGGUACGUAAUAAAAACACUUGUUGGUAUUUGUUAAAAUGGGCCGAGCAUCAACUUAUCAAGAGAAUAGAAGAAAGAGAACCCAAUUUACUGAGUAAUACUCAACACAGUGUAAGCAAGAAAGGAAUCAAGCGACGAGACUUGGAUGACAGCGAAUUACGAGAGAUUCUCAGCGAUAUAUUGCCAUAUAUUCGGGUUGAUCACAUAAUACCGCACAGUAACGAAGUGUUAACCAAUGUAAUUAGGAGGGGAUUGAUCAGUACACCGCCGUCACACAUGUUCGGUAGCGACGAUGAGUCCUUGGUUAUCAACCCUUGGAUUAGAUGUAAAAAUAAUCCGAUGUACGUCAAGCCACGAUUGUUCACUCCAUAUAUGGACGAGGUUAAGGCCAUUCUUGAUGAGCACAUGGUAGCUGAAAUGGAGCUUGUAAGACUACGAAUGAUUCGUAUGUCCCACAUACCGGACACGUUGUACAUGGUAGAUGCCAAGUCUUACCAGAGCAGAGGAUAUACCCAAGUGGAUGCUGUCACCGAUCCCAGUGUCAUUGCUGGAUCACUGCCAGCCCCUGAUGUCCACACGACGAGGGCCAUAAUGGAAAGAGAAAAAGAAUUAUGUCGAAGUAAUCUUACUCAGCGUGCUUUCUCGCUACCGUGUAGCGAUAUUGGUGCCGUGAUACACGAAAUACAGAAGCGUGUCGUCCGGGAAUUCGGCCUGCCAGAUGAGGCGGUAGAGAUAUUCAAGAGUGGUGGAGAAGACGCCAGCACAGACCCAACCAAUGAUUAUUACUCUCAUAGCAGGAGAAACGUAGAACAAGAGUGGUGCGGCCAUCCAGAAACUCCUGUGUUGGCCAAUCCUCCUGAUUCACCAGUGGCUGCAGCUGCUGCUCAAGUUGUUCCUAUGCUGAGUGAAAUGAUGCCAGACAUCGCCAUGGCAACUGGACCUGAUAUCACCAUAGCUACAGCCCCGUCAAUUAAUCAGAUGUUGCUGCGGGAACCUGAACUGGGAGAUGAGCACUUUGUUCGUGACAAAAACGGUCAAAUGGGGGAAUUAUGAAAAAAACAAAAAUCAGAAAAAAACUAAUUUAUAGAUUUUAAAGAUACUCUUAUAUGUGAAAUAUGUAAUAUGCAAUGGGAUCUGUUAACAAAUGAUUUUGUUUCCUUCUCUCAUUUUCCAUAUUUCUAAGAUUGCAAUUUUUUUCAGAACUGGUCAUUUUGAUAAUAAUUCUUGUUUGAAUUCAAACAUUGCAUUUAUAACCUGUGUAACAAUGUUGUGAGGUUCUGGAAUGCUGUCAACACUCCUUUUUUUUUCUGAUUUGUUUUAACAGGGAUAUUUGCAUCGCAUAUCAAUGACAGAACAAAAAUUUUCCUUAAUGGGAGUGUUGGUUGGUACUUUUAUGGAAAACACAAAAAAAGCAUUUUCUAGAAUCUGAAUAACUGAUAUUUAUACUAUACUAUACUGUAGUGUUGUUGUAACUCUAUACAUAUUUUGUAUGUAUUAUAAUUAAUGUGACAUUUUAAUGUGAUACCGCGUAACGAUUGUGUACUUAAAAUCGAAUGGGAUACUCUUCCACAGUUGUACGUCUAGUCUGUACAGUGAAAAUAAUGAAACCAGGCAUUUGUACUUGUAUUAUUAAAAGGGAACAGUUUUUUUUUUUGUUAUACAGCAUUUAUGCAUUAGUAUGGGCAGGAGGAGGAAGAGGAGGGGGGCUUGAAAUAUGUUGAAGUUGUGUGGCAUUCCAAUAGUCCUGUUUUAAAAAAAAAAACAUUCUUCUUUUUAUUUCUGUAAUAUUUCAUGUGAUGAUAUUUACGCUAGCCCUGCAAAUUUUUAACAGAAGUACAAUGAAAUAUACCAGUAGUUAAUAACGAAUUACUUGUACUGUACCCCAGAUUACAUU
Saccoglossus kowalevskii is the source of this 3634-nucleotide messenger RNA. Its product is annotated as BTB/POZ domain-containing protein 7-like. Lineage: Eukaryota; Metazoa; Hemichordata; Enteropneusta; Harrimaniidae. The record is from RefSeq and is a predicted model, not a curated record. Gene Ontology annotation, biological process: morphogenesis of a branching epithelium. Gene Ontology annotation, molecular function: protein binding.